AUGACGCAUCGGAGGUUUAUGUUCCACGGGACGGGCGCAUGGGCCAGGCUUAUGGUGACGGUGGCUACCCAGCGGUAUAGUGUCCGUCAAGUGGCGACUGCGGUAAUGGGAUUGGUGGAUACCGAAGACGACUGGGACGGCCCCGCCUAUUGCUUGGCACAUUUUUAUCCCAUCGAGUUCAUGGAAGGGUCGCAGCUCAUCAACGAGUUAACUGCCUGGAACGGUCAGGAGGCAUUUGAUUUGUUGUCCCUGCCUAUGCCAAAAGAAGGAGAAGAAGAAUCCAACAAACAACAGCGGGGUCGUGGGAUUGUUGAGUCUUGUCUGUCUCGCAGCUUUGGAUUCAAGCUUGCUCACGGCCUCAUCCUGCGUGUCAACAAGGUCACUUUCGGCUCGCUGUGGCAGGACAACCCGGGGUCUGACAUUGUGCCCGGCACAUAUGCCAAUUGGCUUCGCCAUGGUAUUGCCAACUGGAAUCAAAAUAAUGUACCUGGUCGAGUGACGCUCCCGUUGCUACCUCCCACCAAAGUUGGGAGGUUACUUGCAUGA
Messenger RNA from Penicillium concentricum, 546 nucleotides. RefSeq names its product glycosyltransferase. The record is from RefSeq and is a predicted model, not a curated record. The transcript has a single exon. Bases 1 to 546 code for a protein of 181 amino acids. NCBI's taxonomy places the organism in Eukaryota, Fungi, Ascomycota, Eurotiomycetes, Eurotiales, Aspergillaceae.